Messenger RNA from Lentinula edodes (shiitake mushroom), 1566 nucleotides. RefSeq names its product FAD/NAD-binding domain-containing protein. The record is from RefSeq and is a predicted model, not a curated record. Lineage: Eukaryota; Fungi; Basidiomycota; Agaricomycetes; Agaricales; Omphalotaceae. Bases 1 to 1566 code for a protein of 521 amino acids. The transcript has 10 exons. Gene Ontology annotation, molecular function: FAD binding; catalytic activity.
AUGGAUUCACAAAUGCACACAACAGUGUUGGUCAUUGGCGGUGGACCUGGGGGAAGUUAUGCAUCCACACUUCUUGCUCGUGAAGGAAUCAAUGUAGCGCUGCUGGAGGCUGCCAAGCACCCAAGGCACCUCACACUGGCUGGCAGAGAGCAUGUUGGAGAGAGUAUGCUGCCGUCAAUGCGGCAUUAUCUCCGUUUCAUUGAUUUGGAGCAUGAAUAUGACCGUCGAGGCUUUCCUGGUGCAGCAUUCAAGUUUGUCCAGGGUGAAAGGGAGUGUUACACUGAUUUCAAUAUCCUUGGUCCUGAUCGGACAACAUGGAAUGUACUCCGAGCCGAAGCUGAUGAAAUCAUGUUGCAGCAUGCUGCUUCCCAGGGUGUCCUUGUGUUUGAGGAGACUCGGGUGAAUGAGGUAUACUUCCAACCCAUGGAAGCUCAUUCAUCUCGUCCGGUUUCAGCCACAUGGACUCACAAGUCAGGACGUACUGGAAAGAUCACUUUUGAUUGGCUCAUUGAUGCUUCAGGCAGGGAAGGCAUACUGAGUACAAAAUAUCUCAGAAACCGGAUCUUUCGUGAGGGAUUGCGUAACGUUGCACUUUAUGGUUAUUGGAAGAAUGUGACUGCAUUCAAUGAAGGUGGGCCACGAUCAAAUGCACCCUGGUUUGAAUGCCUCACAGAUAAGCUUGGAUGGGCAUGGUUAAUUCCUUUGCAUAACGGAAUGACCUCGAUCGGGGUUGUAAUGCAUGAGGAGACCUCAAAGUCAAAGAGGCUUGGUCAGCUCAAUAGCUUGAAAAAUCACUACUUUCAGCAGUUAAAACUGGCUCCAGGAGUUCAAGCUUUGAUAGGAACAAAGGGGUAUUUUGUUAAUGGAAGCAUUAAGAUGACAUCAGAUUAUAGUUAUCAUGCUACCUCCUACUCCGGAGAUCAUUAUCGAAUUAUCGGUGAUGCUGCAGCAUUUGUUGACCCAUUGUUCUCAUCUGGUGUUCACUCUGCAAUGACCGGAGCACUGUCCGCAGUCAGCACGAUACUUGGUUCAAUGAAGGGGCAAGUAACAGAGCUGGAAGCACAAGCAUGGCAUGAUGCAAAGGUUGGGGUCUGUCAAACAAGGUUCCUUUUGAUAGUUCUAAGUGCCUACAAACAAAUGCAACAUGGUGGUGGAAAUAGAGCCAUAGUUGGAGAUAUCAACCAUAGCCAUUUUGAAACAGCUUUCAAUCUCUUUCGACCAGUUUAUCAAGGGGAGAGUGAUACAACCUCAACACUCACAGACAGUCAGCUGUCAACUCUGAUUGACUUCACACGUAAUCUCUUUACACCCACAAGCCAUGAACAGUACAAUGAAGUACACAGGCGAAAUGCAGAGCUCACCCUACUCUCAGGUCCUGUUAUGGGCCCUGAUGAGCUUGACAAGGUCAUUGAGGCAGAUGAUGGUGAUGCUAAAGCUGUAUUGAGGAGGAUCAAUGCAUUGAAGAUUCUCAGAAAUGAUACUAGUCCGGAAAGCUUCACUUCUGAGGUUCUCAAUGGCUAUGUUGUUAGACUAGAACGAGGACAGUUGGGACUUGUGAAAGUAUGA